Messenger RNA from Nerophis lumbriciformis (worm pipefish), 216 nucleotides. NCBI's taxonomy places the organism in Eukaryota, Metazoa, Chordata, Actinopteri, Syngnathiformes, Syngnathidae. The record is from RefSeq and is a predicted model, not a curated record.
AUGUCUAAUAACAACGCCAGCAACAACUUAAUCAUCGCGCAAAGGGCCGUUAAACAGCUCCGGUUGGAGGCCAGCAUCCGAAGGAUCAAGGUGUCCCAGGCUGCCGCCGAGUUGAGAAACUUCUGUCUGCAAAAUGCCUCCAAGGACCCACUUUUGGUUGGUGUCCCCUCAAGCGAUAAUCCCUAUAGACCACCAAAGUCUUGUUCCCUGUUCUGA